This is a messenger RNA of Leishmania mexicana MHOM/GT/2001/U1103, 1431 nucleotides long. RefSeq lists its product as hypothetical. The transcript has a single exon. Gene Ontology annotation, molecular function: microtubule binding. Lineage: Eukaryota; Euglenozoa; Kinetoplastea; Trypanosomatida; Trypanosomatidae. The record is from RefSeq and is a predicted model, not a curated record. The coding region runs from base 1 to 1431 and encodes 476 amino acids.
AUGAGUGCUACGCAUUCAACGGCGGGGAGCGGUGUAAGCAGCCUCCAGCGCUCCGGCCUCAGCAUCACCGUCGGGGACACAAAGUCUAUUGUGCUAGCGUUGCAGGCGCUCCAGAGCAAGAUUCGCUCUCUCGAGCAAGACCGCGACUUUCAUCAAGAUCAGUAUGAGGUGGCUCUGCAGGCCCACGAGCGUUACAAGCUGGACAUGGAGCGCCAGAUGGAGCAGGAGCGUGCGGCCCACCGUAAGAGGGAGGCGGAUCUGCUAGAGCUACUGCGCAAGGCGCGGGAGGAGCGGGCGCAGCUAGAGGACGCCCUCAGCGGCAAGAAGGAAGACCUCGGCGGCUUCCGGCGUGAGCUGGAGCAAAUGAUCGCCUCUGAAAAAGAGCUGGCGAGCCAGCGCGAGUCAAAGAUAAGCAUGGAUGUGGCGAGGCUGCGUGCUGAAAUCAAGGAGGAGCAGACGCACCGAGCUGCUCUGUUGGUCACUGUGGAAAAGCUGAAGGAGGAGCGGGAGGCAGCCUUGAAAACGAACGAGCAGCUUCGGAUAGCGAUGGACGGUCUACUGUCUCGCUACGAGCAGCUGCAACGGCGCCGUCCGGCGCCUCAAGCAGCACCGCGCCGGUAUCCGACCAGUGGUGUCAGCUGUGAGACACACUCGCGGGCAGCGCCGGCCACCGGUGUGCACCCACGGCGGAGCGUUAGCAGCCGCACCCGCUCUCCCGGAUAUGCACCGCCGCGCGAGUUGCAGAGGCCUGGAUUGCCUGCACGUCAGCGCAAGGUGUCUCCCUCACUGCGUCACAACUACGAAGACCCAACAUGUAACUCGAUUCUCCGUGAUGUGCGCAUCGUUCCGGAGGAGGCCCCGCCGUGCGCCUACCCGUCAGCGAACUCAUCCAUGCAUCACUCGCAGCAGGAAGCGGCGGAGACGACCGGGAAGGCGACCACGGCUUGCAGCGGGCAAGGGCUGCGGACACAGGCGACAACGGCGCCGUCUCGAUCUGGAAGGCCAUCGCCUGCUCGCCGGCCCCCGGAGACUGGCGUGGCUGGCCCCUCAGCGCACCGCACGACGGCGAUAGAUGAGGUGGAGGCGCAACUCCGACAGGAGCUGGAGGAUCUGCAGCACCGUUACGAUGAUACGAUCGAGCGCGGCUCGUCCGAAGAGGUGCCGCGUGAGGUGCUCGCAGCCGCACUGCACCGUAUUUCUGCCCUUUUAGAGCAAAAGAAAGAGCAGCUAAAGUUGCUCAAGGAGGCGAGGAUGGAGCUGGAGGAGGCUGUGCCGCUCAGUGCGUCUAGAAGCACAAACACUAAUUGGAGUAUGAACGGUGGCGGUGGCGGCUCACCGUCGACGUUGGCGAUGCAGGACAAGCACGCACAUCGCGCUCUUCUCGUGAAUGAGCUUCGCUCUCUCUUAGCCGAGGCCGCGAGAGGCAGCUGA